Messenger RNA from Enhydra lutris kenyoni (northern sea otter), 3934 nucleotides. RefSeq names its product zinc finger CCCH-type containing 12D. Gene Ontology annotation, molecular function: mRNA binding; RNA endonuclease activity; metal ion binding. Gene Ontology annotation, biological process: 3'-UTR-mediated mRNA destabilization; nuclear-transcribed mRNA catabolic process, RNase MRP-dependent. Lineage: Eukaryota; Metazoa; Chordata; Mammalia; Carnivora; Mustelidae. The record is from RefSeq and is a predicted model, not a curated record. Bases 353 to 1945 code for a protein of 530 amino acids. Gene Ontology annotation, cellular component: nucleus; cytoplasmic ribonucleoprotein granule. The transcript has 7 exons.
CACGCUUUAGUUCUGUGAAGUCAAGAGCACUACCCCUCCUGGGGAGCACCUCGGAGCAGAUGCUGAAGGCCUGAGUGGAAACGUGGAGCGGAAACUCUCAAAGCAAAACUACCUUGGCAGCUGACCAUGACUCUGGCGUCCAGGAAGGGGAGCUUUGGCGUGAAGUGCCUCCUGAUGGCUGUGUGGCCCAGCCGGGCUGUGCUCCCCCAGCUCCAGUGACGCCUGGCUAACUGGGAGGACAGCCGGGGUGCAGAGGGGAACUUGAGCCCACCGUGGGGGCUGGAGCUACGCGUUCUGCAGCUCAUGACCGCGUGGCCCUGCCAGAAGGAACCGGGGGCCCAGCUGCCGCAGCAUGGAGCACUCAAGCAAGAUGGAGUUCUUCCAGAAGCUGGGCUACAGCCGGGAGGAUGUGGUCAGAGUGCUGGGCAAACUGGGGAAGGGCGCCCUGGUCAACGACGUGCUGCGGGAGCUGAUCCAGACCGGCAGUCGCCCGGGGGCCGGUGAGGGCAGCGGGGCGCCCCUGCUCGUUCCCAGGGGCUCCUGCGCGGCCCUGGACUCUGUCCAGCGCAGGCCAGCAGCGGAGCUGGAAGAGGACUGCGGAGGCCCCGCGGGUUCCUUGCGACCCAUAGUGAUCGAUGGCAGCAACGUGGCAAUGAGCCAUGGAAAUAAAGAAGCCUUCUCUUGCCGGGGAAUCCAGCUGGCUGUGGACUGGUUCAGGGACAGAGGACACACCUACAUCAAAGUUUUUGUCCCAUCCUGGAGGAAAGACCCACCGAGAUCCGACACCCCUAUUAGAGAGCAGCACGUGCUGGAGGCACUGGAGAGGCAGGCCGUGCUUGUGUACACCCCAUCCCGCAAGGUGAACGGCAAGCGGGUGGUCUGUUAUGAUGACCGCUACAUCGUGAAGGUGGCCUACGAGCUGGAUGGGGUCAUCGUCUCCAACGACAAUUACCGCGACCUUCAGAGCGAGAACCCCGAGUGGAAGUGGUUCAUCGAGCAGAGGCUGCUCAUGUUCUCCUUCGUCAAUGACCGGUUCAUGCCCCCUGAUGACCCCCUGGGCCGCCGGGGACCCACUCUGAGCAACUUCCUGAGCCGGAAGCCAAAGCCCCCGGAGCCAUCCUGGCAGCACUGCCCCUAUGGCAAGAAAUGCACCUAUGGCGUCAAGUGCAAGUUCUACCACCCGGAGAGGCCGCACCUGGCGCAGCUGGCGGUGGCUGACGAGCUGCGAGCGCAGACUCGGGCUUGGCAAGGCGCGGAGGCGGAGCGGCUGAGGGGCGCGCGGGCGGCGGCGGCCGGGACGGAGCAGGGGGGCCCCCGAGGCGCUUCCAACGCGGCCUGGCCGGGGGGCCCAGAGCCCGGCGCGCGCAGCCUGCCCUCUGCGCGGCCGGUGGCCGUCGUGGAGGCGCUCGAAGGUGGCUUCUCGCGGCUCGCCUUCAGCGACGACCCGGGGCUCCUCGGGACGCCUCCUCGGGACGCCGGGCUCACGCUCCAGCCGCGCCGGCCGGACUGGGUGGCGCGGGGGCCCUCUCCGACCCCGGCAGCCCCGCCCGACCUCCCGAGCCCCCGGGGCUCGUCUGGCCCGCCGACCCGGCCGCGCGGGGGGCACGUCCCCGGGGCCGCGCACAGUGAGCUGCUCUCCCAGCGCAGAUGGCCCGCCGACGCGCGCGCCCUUCCCCCGGCGGCCGGCCGGUUCCCGGGCCGGUCGGCUUGGGCGGAACGCGGCUGGGGCUACGGCGCCUUCGACGGACCGUCGGGGUCGCCGCCUCCCUCCGCUCCCAGCGAGGCGGACGCGCGCGCGCGGGCGCGCAUCGUGCUCUGCAGCAUCUUCCCGCCGCACCAGGUGGACAGCGUCAUGGCCCGGUUCCCCGCGCUCUCCGACGUCACCAGGCUCAUCCUUCUCAUCCAGAAAUUCCAAAGGUCUGGUGCGCCUGUGGGAAAAUCCUAAGAAACUCGCCAAUGCCACCGCAAGUGAUGUCCCAGCCUUGCCCUACCACUUGGGCAGGGCGGGUUGUCAGCCUGCUCCUGGGGCGAGCCGCUGUAAAGCCCCCUUUUCUUCAGAGAUGGUCAGGGAAGCCAGCUUCCUCACCCUCAGCCCGGCUCCUGGUGGCACUCGAUGACCCUCCCUGACACUGCAGGGCUUGCUGCUGGAGGUCAAUAAGGUCGGCCCCUUCCGGGAGGGAGUGAUGUCUUAUGUGUGGAAGUCUACGGGUCCCCCGACAGCUCCGAGGGUUGGUCUAGAACACUCCAUGCCUGUUUUGACAAGCUGCAGUUGGGAUCCACAAGUGGGUCACAAAGGCAAUUUUAUGGGUCACACCAGAAAGAGGAAAUCUCAGAGUGCACACCGCAAGUAAUCAAGCUAGGUAUGAAACUCCUGUUCGUUAGCUUCAGGUGGGUGCACCUGCAUCCCCUUAGUACCCAUGUAAACCUGAGGUGGGUCCUGGAAAAAAGCUUGAAAAAUCCUGGUACAUGGCCUUGAAUUUUAUUGUAUCAAAUCGCAUUUGACAUAUGUAGUGGGUUGGUUGAUGGAGUUUUCAGCAUCUGGAGGUUUUCAGAUGAGCUGUUUCUUACCUCAUAAGGGGAACCUAGAAUUCUAGCUUUGAUGUGUGGGCUCCACUUGUCACUCUGAGAUUGCGAUUGCUGGUCUGUGGGGGCGGGGCAGGGCCAUGGUGUCCUGAGGGUCUGCUCCUGGGGCCUUCACACCACACACACACACACACACACACACACACACACACACACACACAUACACACACCCUUCUUGACUCAGGGACUUCCCUCAGGGCAUUUUCUAGCAAGCUCCUCUACUGGCUGAGUUUUCUAAGCUGCCCCUCACACGUGAGCCAAGGCCCACUGAGUCAGAACUUGUGCCCAGGAACAUUGAGGUGGGUCAGUGAAGAGCUGAACUGUCCUCAGUCAUGGAGGUUUAUUGGCCCCUUCCACCACUGCUGUUUCUUCCAGCCAGCUACUGCUUUGAGUUUUGGGGCAAAGGGACCCACCCAUUUGCAAUGGGCAAGAAAUGAGACUGGGCUUCCCCAGUGUGGACCCUGCAUCCUCAGGGGGCCCUGGCAUCUCUAGGGGGCGUCUGCCAUUCACUCUGGGUUACAAGUCCAGUGGGGCAGGUCUUGGCUCAUUUGCUCAUGAGGGCCCUUGGUGGCUAGCCAUCUGGGAGAGUGUGAGGCACCUCCCAGUGUAAAAUCAGCUCCCAACCCCCCAAAGUUUCCUGCAGACUGGGAGUGCAAAGGGAAACCCUUCUCAGUGCACCACUCAGCUGUGGGCAUUGUUGGCACACACCGGGGUGUACCCCUGGGAGCCAGCCCAGGAGAGUCUGCAUCCAGCCCUCUAACUCAGGGUCAAUGCUGCCGGUGGUGAUAGAGUGACGUUGUGUCUCCCUGUGACCCCUUUCAUCUUUUUCAACCAGCCUUUUAGCGUGCUUGAGCCAGAUCUGCUCUUUACUCCUUUUUCCCCAAAGAGGACACUGUACCCACAGUUGUGUCUUAUUAUCUGGGGACCUCAGUCCUGAAGAGGGUCAACUCUUUCUGGAAAAAUUGGAUUUCCCUCCCGGAGUUUUUUGUUUUUGUUUUCUUUUGGCAAGACAAGCUUUACGUUAGAGCUGCUUUUGUCUCUCCGAUGUGUCUCCUGAUGUGGCAUUGUUGCAAGGCUGACUUACAGUUGGAAAUGUUUAAACUGCUUCCUUUGAGGACAAGUUUGAGUUUUAGUAAGCUGUAAAGCUGUUUUAUUUGGUUCACUGUAAUUAAGACAAGCACAAAAACAAGUGAAGAGACAGCACAUUUCAGUGUAAUCCCCUUUGGAAUCUUUUCUGAAGUCUUGGUAUGUCUUUAUGACACAAAACAUGGAUGGACGGGUGAGUGAAAAGUUCCUGGUCGCAUAACUGUUACCAUGAUCCAAAAAUAAAUCACUUUUAUCCAUAUCUGGA